AUGUACAGGCUGCACACCCAGGACCCCAUUCUAUACUCCGCUCUCCUCUUCAUGCUGUGCCAGGCUGCCAGUCCUGCAAUAUUUCCCCAUGGAAGUCCCGGCCAUUCCUCUGGGGUCCCGAUCCCCCCUCCUGAUGGGACUGUGGCUGGUGCUGAUGAGAGCGAUCAGUCGGGAAGAGGACGGACAGCUCUUCAUGGAUUCUCCCCAUCCGAUCUCCUGACUUCUACACCUGAGCCACCCUCCCCCCUGUACCAUCCUCUCCCUCAUAUUCAUCCUCUGCCACCAGCAUUACCACCCGCUACUGCCCCAUCACUUCCUUCUCUGCCCCCACUUAUUGCCCGAUAUAGAUCGGCCAGAUUCAUUCAGCCUCUGGGGAUAUCUUCUUCCUACACUGUGCGGGUACCAGCAGGGGGCGCCCUAGGGGAGACGAUCUUCACUGUCCCCGAUAGGAGGUAUCGGGGCAAAUGGUUUGAGAUCAGCUGGCCCCCAGAGCCCCCGAUGAGGAUAGAGAGCGGAUCUGGUCGGCUGUACCUGACCCAGAAACUGCAAGGAGGACAGACAGAGAUCCAGGUGAAGGUCCACAACCUGGAGCAAGACAGCGACUGGUAUUUGUGCCACAUAACCAUUAUUGUGCCCAGAGAGGAGAGUUUGGAGUGGACGAUGUACCCCUUCCCUUACCUUGCUUGUGUAGAUCCUGAAGCACCAAAAGGCACUUUUGUGUACCAGCUUUUAGCCCAUUACUACAACGAUGAGAGCUCAGGUGGUGGGAUAUCAUAUUACAUUAUGGAAGGAUAUGACCAGCAGUUUGAGGUUAACAAGGAGACUGGUGUCAUCAGUACGACAGGUUUACCACUGAUUUGGGAUAAGGAAUAUGCACUCACAGUGCAGGCAAUUGACAGACAUGGGAAAAAAAGUCUGCAUGCUUGUGUCUCCAUUCUGGUCGGCUUGCGUCCUCCCCAGUUCACCAAUAUGACGUACAGUCUGUUUGUCCCAGAAAGCACUGCUGCUAGGGAGAAAAUAGCAGUUGUAGAAGCUGUGUCUUUCCAGAGCCAGCCGAUCACCUACAGCUUGCUGAUGAAUCCCAGCAGCCUCUUCAUCAUUAACCAGGAAAGCGGAGAGCUGAGCCUUACCCAUGCUGUGGACUUUGAGAGUGAACAUCACCUCUACCACUUGUUGGUAAAAGCUGUGGAGGCAGACAUUGGACUCAGCAGCGUCACUGAGGUCAUGGUUCACAUCAUAGAUGAUAAUGAUUGCUCUCCUGAGUUCCUGAGGUCUAUAUACAGCAAAGACAAUAUUUUAGAAAAUAUUCCAGUGGGAACAUCCUUGUUACAAGUGACUGCCCAGGAUUGUGACUCUGGAACCAAUGCAGAGAUUUCUUACUUCACUCAAAGCUCAGAGUUUUCUAUCACGCUACAAGGAGUCAUCCAUUCCAGCCAGAUACUCGACUAUGAGCGAGCCAACCACAUGUAUGAAUUUGUAGUAGUAGCUGUGGACAAGGGAAAUCCCCCUCGUACUGGAACAGCAUCUGUGCGACUACGCAUGGCCAACGUCAAUGAUGAAGCCCCAAUCUUCUCCCAGUUUGUAUAUAACACUUUCCUGUCUGAAGAUGCUGGGCCAAACACCUUAGUAGGGACAGUCCAUGCUAAGGACCCAGAUGGAGAUGGAGUGUCCUACUUCAUUGUUGAAGGCAACGAAGAUGGUAACUUUGAACUGGACAGUCAAAGAGGUAUCUUAAGACUUCGUAGAAUGCCUCUGCCCAAGCUGACGAAUACUCAGUAUGUGUUAAACAUCUCUGCAGUGGAUGAUAAUAUUUCUGGGGGAUCGUCCUCAUUAAUCAGCUUCACUAAAGUCAUUGUGGGAAUAAAUGAUGUUAAUAAUAAUAAACCUAUUUUCAGAGAGUGUCUUAAGUACAGUGAAAACACCUGGGUCCUAGAGAACCAGCCUCCGGGUACCUUCGUCCUACAGGUAGAAUCUUAUGAUGCAGACACUGGUGUGAAUGGAGAAGUGAAGUACAGAAUAAUGCAUAGAGAGGGAGCCAUUCCAGCAUUUUCCAUCGACGCAGAUACUGGUGUGAUCAGCACAGCUCAAAGUUUUGACCGGGAGAAGCAAAGAGAAUACACGAUCUCUGUGACUGCCACAGACCAAGCUCAGGAGCCCCUAAUUGGUAUUUGUCCAGUGACUAUCCUUAUUGCUGAUGUCAACGAUAAUGACCCUAAAUUUGAGAACAGUCGUUACCAAUAUUUCCUGCGAGAAGAUACUCCAGUUGGAACUAGUUUUCUUCGCACUGCUGCUCUAGACAGUGAUCAAGGUGUUAAUGCUGCCAUAAGUUAUACAAUAUCAGCAGAACAACCAGAGUAUCUCCAGAUAAACCCAAGCACAGGGUGGGUGUAUGUCAACCAUCCCAUCUCCCAGACUUCUCGCAUUACUCGGCACAUUUUUGCCACAGAUGGGGGGAACCGCAGCACCAGUGUCGAACUUACAGUGACCAUAACUAACAUUCUAAACCAGCCACCACAGUGGGUACAAACAAGAUACUGGGUCUCUAUUCCAGAAAAUAUCACACGGGACACUAAGAUUGUGACGGUAAAAGCCACAUCUUUGCUGGGUGACCCACGUGUAACAUACAACAUGGAAGAAGGGCUUGUUCCAGAGACAAAUAACCCCAUUCGUUUCUACCUGAAAACAAACAGAACUGACAGCUCAGCAUCCAUAUUGGUAUCUGAACCCCUGGAUUAUGAGGAGACCAAAUUCUUUACCCUGAAGAUCAGAGCCCAGAAUGUUGCUACAGUACCUCUAGCAUCUUUUACAACUGUUUAUGUCAACGUGACUGAUGUUAAUGACAACGUUCCAUUCUUCACAUCCUCCACUUAUGAAGUGACGUUACAGGAAGGGGCUGAGAUCGGAUCAUCAAUUGCACAAGUUAUAGCCACGGAUCUUGAUUCUGGCCUACAUGGAAAGGUUCAAUAUACCAUACUGAGAGACACCAGUGGAGACCACCAACAUUUUACCAUUAAUCCAGAGACUGGAGUCAUAUACACAAGCACAUUGUUUGAUAGAGAAAAACAAGCAUCCUACCUCAUAGAAAUUCAGUCUCAAGACUCUUCAGAAUCAGCCCGUCCAGGAAUGCAAGGACACCCUAACACAGAUACGGCCUACAUGAGAAUAUUUGUCAGUGACAUCAAUGACAAUGCACCUAUGUUCCCACUACAGAGAUAUGAGACUAGUGUGGAAGAGGACAAAGAUGUGGGUUAUGUUGUAAUAACUGUAAGCGCUGUGGAUGAAGAUGAAGGUGCCAAUGCCAAGCUCAGAUACCAGAUCACCAGUGGAAAUGCCAAGGGCAUAUUUGAUGUGGAACCAGAGAUCGGAGCAAUAUUUCUCACCCAGAGUCUGAAUUAUGAGCAGGACAUGCUCUUCGAGUUGAGACUGGUGGCAUCAGAUGGUAAAUGGGAAAAUCACACUCUUGUGGUCAUCAGCGUGGUCAAUUUAAAUGACGAGGCCCCGGUCUUCACACAGAGUGAAUAUCAUGAUAGUAUUCUGGAGGAACUGACAGAGCUCCCUGUACUGGUGCUGCAAGUUUCUGCUACCGAUCCUGACCAAGAAGCAGAUCAGAGUGCUCUUCGUUACUCCUUGCAUGGUCAGGGAGCCAACAGUGAGUUCAUCAUUGACCAGUACAAUGGAAAAAUAUAUGUACAGAAAACUCUAGACCGAGAACAGCGAGCAACUUGGCGCUUCCUGGUUCUUGCCACUGAUGCAAAUGGUGAAGGUUUGACUGGAUUCGCUGAUGUGAUAGUUGACGUUAAAGAUAUAAAUGACAAUCCACCAAUGUUCCUGUGCACCUCUGAUGGCUGCUUUGUGGGCUAUGUACCAGAAAAUUCCCCUGCAGAUACUACAGUGAUGGAGAUGACAGCUUUUGACUUGGAUGACCCGAAAUCUGGGAAGAAUGCCAUUUUGACCUAUAGAAUUGUCCAGAAUGUCAAAAAUGAGAUAAACCUUAAUUUGUUUGGAAUUCAUCCUUCUACUGGCUCCAUAUACACUGUGUUGGGUUCUCUGGAUAGGGAGAAGGAGGACAGAUACCUGAUUGUUGUAGAAGCUAAAGAUGGAGGUGGCCUUUCUGGGACUGGAACUGCCACCAUUAUAGUAUCUGACGUGAAUGACCACGCCCCGGUAUUCUCUCAGAAAAUGUACACAGCAUCUGUUCCUGAAUGUUCUAAUGUUAACAGUGAGGUGACUGUUUUACAUGCCUGGGACAAUGAUGAAGGGGAAAAUGCAAUGAUGGCGUUCAGCAUUGCUGGAGGAGAUGAUGACCGCAAAUUCUUUAUAGAGACAGAUAAGAUCCAUAAACGGGGGAUCAUUCGUCUAAGGAAAAAAGUGGACUAUGAAAAACCCUACGAGAGAUCCUUUAAUCUGACCGUAAAAGUUGAAGACAUGGAUUUCUUCAGUGUGGCCUACUGCAUCAUCCAUGUUGAAGACUCAAAUGAUCAUGCUCCAGUGUUCUAUCAAAAUAUGUAUGAGUUGCCUGCAAUGUCUGAAGAUAUCUCUGUUGGCACAACAGUGGUUCAGGUAUCUGCAGUUGAUUUGGAUUCAGGAGUGAAUGGUUUGUUCUCCUAUCACAUUCUGGACUCUUCCGAUCCUGGUGGACAGUUCUUGGUUGAUCAUGAUGGCCACAUUGUGGUCUCUAGGCCAUUAGACAGGGAAGCAUCUCCUUAUCAUCGGCUGGUUGUACUAGCCACAGACAUGGGUGAGCCGGCCCUCACUGGAAGCGCAACCAUUGUUUUCAGUCUUAAGGAUAUAAAUGAUAGUGGUCCUGAAUUUGAAGUCCAAUAUAGUCCAAUCAUCUGGGAAAACUCAGAGUAUCCCCAUGUUGUACAAAUAAACAAAACAUCAACAUUAUUAUAUGCUAAAGACAAUGACACAGCAACUAAUGGUCCGCCAUUUUCAUUCUACCUGUUAAGUGCCACUGUGGGUACUGGUGAUUGCAGUCUGACAGACUUUCACAAUGGAAGUGCCAUGAUCACUGCUCUGCGCAGCUUUGACAGAGAAAUACAAAAGGUGUUGUAUUUACCGAUUGUUAUUACUGACAGUGGGAGUCCUCCUAUCACGUCAACAAAUACAUUGACAGUUGUAAUCGGAGACAGAAAUGAUCAUCCUCAUUCUUCUGGACACAUGGACUGUACUGUCUACUCAUAUAAGGGGAUUCAGCCAGCCAUUGCUCUUGGAAAAGUUGUAGCACCAGACCAAGAUGACUGGGAACACAAAUUGUAUCAACUAGAAAGUAAAUCAAGGAUUUUCACUCUCCAUGAUGCUACCGGCAUGCUGACCAUCAGAGAAGGGGCUCUGCCAGGGAUGUAUAAAAUGAGGGUGAGAGUGACAGAUGGCAUGUGGCCUGAUGUGGUCUCUACAGUAAAGGUUGUGCUCACUGACAUUACUGAGAAAGAAGCUCAUAACGCUGGAGCCAUAAGACUUCAAGGUAUCACAGCUGAAGAAUUUAUAGCUCAGACACCCAGCAUUGGAAGUAGAUAUGAACAGAUGAGGGAUCUGCUGUCAGACAUAAUCCCCUGUAGAUGGGAGAAUGUGAACCUGUUCAGUGUAUUGAAUGUUCCUGGCAUGGAUAACGCAACUGAUGUCUGGUUUACAGUGUCCAGACCUCCCUAUUACCAGUCUGAAAAACUGAAUGGGAUUGUGGCUUCCCACCUAGACAAGAUAGAAUCUGCACUGGGGGUACAAGUGGAUCAGAUUGGAGAAUAUGAGUGUGAUAAGGCACAGUGCAGCCACAAGACUGGAUGUAUUACUGGGAAAACCUACAAACACAUGCCCACUAUGAUCAGAUCCCCCAACGUCUCCUUCGGAUCAGUGACUGUGGUGACACAAGUCCAGUGCUCCUGUGCUGCCCGAGAGUAUCGGCAUCUAUCCUGCUCCUCCUAUCCAGUCAACCCAUGCAUUAAUGGAGGCACCUGCAUAGACACUGCACUUGGAUACAGAUGUGAAUGUCCACCUGCGUACCAUGGACCUGAGUGUCAGCAGACAAAACGCUCCUUUACUGCCCCUGCAUAUGCCUGGUUUCCACCCCUGCAGCUCUGCUAUGAAAGUCAGAUUUCUCUGGACUUCAUCACUGACGUACCUGAUGGCCUUCUGCUGUACAAUGGUCCCAUGUCCGCCAGCAGUCGUGGAGACUCGGGGGAUUUCAUCGCUCUGGUGCUUCACAAUGGAUCUCUUUCCCUCUCUGUUAACCAUGGUUCUGGAUCUCUCUUCCUGAAGUUUGGAAAAAAAGCCAAUGUGUUAGAUCAGCGCUGGCAUAACCUAAAGAUCAUGAGCAAUGGCAAGAGGGUGAAGAUGACCCUUGAUAACUGCUUGGGAGACCUGGUGAGUGAAGACUCUGAUGGAUUACAUGCAGACUGGUCAUGGUGUGAAGUGUCUGGAGAGACGCCUGGGAGCAAGAGAUUCCUCAAUGUUUACCAGCCCCUGCAGCUUGGAGGAGUAAAGAAUAUACCAGGCAGUAUUCAUUCAUCCAUCCACUUCACAGGGUUUUCUGGCUGCAUCAGAAAUCUGCAGGUGGAUAGUAAGAUGUAUGAUUUGGAGAAGCCCCUGGAAUCGGUGAACAGUGCUGCAGGAUGUGCUGUGACAGAUGAGCAGUGCAGUAGAAUUAGAUCGCCACCUUGUGGAAAACAUGGAUACUGCAUAAGUGAUCAGACUUUCGCUAAAUGUGUCUGUCAUCCAGGAUAUUAUGGGAAACUCUGUGAUUCAGUCCUACAGGAAUGGAGCCUUGAGAAAGGAAGUUGGAUUCGUUAUGUGAUUCAUCAUCCGCUCAGCCUGCACUAUACUUCUAUACAACUCAUGCUUCGUACUCGAAUAUCUUCUGCUACUAUACUCCAUCUGACUUCCCGGGACAGGUCCUCUUUUCUGAAGCUGGAGAUUAGUGGAGGACACCUCGCUGUUGGUUUCAACUUUGGCGAGCGGAGUCAUGUGAUCAGGCUGCCAGACCUACGUAUAGAUCAUGGGAGAUGGGCACUGCUAAGCCUGGAGCGCUAUGGCAAUGUGUUCACAUUGCGUAUUGAAAGAGGAGGCGGUGUCCGAGAAGUGACAGCUUCUAUGGGGAAAAGUAGAUUAUUCGAAGCUGAUCCAUCGAAUGUUAUGUUAGGAAACAGUUUAGCGCAGCAAGCUGAGGAUGAUUUUCAAGGAUGUUUACGGGAUGUGCGUGUCAAUGGUCUUGUACUGCCGUUGGAUGGAGAAGGUAAUGAGCACAGCUCUGUUGUCAGCUCGCAGGGUAUCAGCAAUGGAUGCCACUCGGAUGUCUGCAGGAACCAGCCCUGCCCCUCUCACCUCAACUGUAUUGAUUUAUGGAGAAAACAUGAAUGCAGGUGCCCAACAGAUAAAGUUGGAGUGAUGAAUAAUGUAACAGGACAGAAGGACUGUCACCCAUCACCUUGUAUGAAAUGGAUCUGUCGGAACGGGGGCAAUUGUGUAGCUCAGUCCCAGCACAAGUAUAUCUGCCAGUGCAAAAAAGGCUUCAAGGGUCGGGUCUGCGAGACCAUCCAGGCCAGAACUGGGAAGAUUGUUGGACUGAGCUCAGGAUCCAUUUUAGCCAUCAGCAUGUGUCUUCUGAUCUUCAUAGCCUUGUUGGUCUCCUACACGGUAUGGAGUCAGUGGGGAAGAUCGAAGUUUCGGAAAGGUGGAGUUUAUCACAUUCCUGCAGAACAUGAAAGCUGGGAAGAUAUCAGAGGGAACGUGUUGAAUUAUAACAAGGAGGGUAGAGGACAGCGCUGGAAGAAAACAGACAGACUAAGCGGAGCAAUAAACAACAAAGGCACAAGAGUUAUUAAUGGAUACAACCCUCAGAAAGUGAAAAAGACAGUCAAAGUAAAUGCUCAUCAGUUAUAUUCUACCUCAAAUGUCCCCUCCACUUUGAACUUGUGUCGCGCUCCUCGCCGUCUACAUGGUGCUGGUGCAUCGAGAGGAACAGUUUAUCGUGAACAGACUAAAGCUGAGACCAGCAACCCCAGCUUUCAGAAAUAUGUUUCACAAAUAGUUAAGGCUGCAGAUAAUGACCAAAAAAAACAACCUCCUGAGGUCCUCCAUAUGUAUGCCACAGAAGGUGAUGGCUCAUUGGCUGGGAGUCUCAGUUCUCUGACCUCUUCCAGUAUUGAUGAAGACUUGAAUUAUGACUACCUCUGUGAAUGGGGACCCAAGUUUAACAAACUCCGAGAUCUGUAUAAGGAGUUGGACACGGAGGCAUAGCUAGCCGCAGACACAUGUUCGUAGAGCAACCCAGACACCCACAGUUAUACGCUAAUUUAUAACAUAGGAAUUUUUUAUAUGAAAUAUACAAUAAACAUCUUAGUUAAAAAAGGAGAAAAUUGAUGUUCUUUUCACAAGUUCUCAGA
Molecule: messenger RNA, 8378 nt
Organism: Rana temporaria (common frog)
Lineage: Eukaryota; Metazoa; Chordata; Amphibia; Anura; Ranidae
Product: neural-cadherin-like
Exons: 34
Coding region: 1-8232 (2743 amino acids)
Biological process (GO): multicellular organism development; homophilic cell-cell adhesion; adherens junction organization
Cellular component (GO): catenin complex; adherens junction; plasma membrane
Molecular function (GO): cadherin binding; calcium ion binding
Source: RefSeq, a predicted model, not a curated record